GCCGCCAUGGAGGCGCGCGCCGCGGGCUGCGGCCUGCUCAGCGUUGCUGGCACGGAGGUGCUGGCCGGGCGGCGGGAGCCGUGCGUGCUCGGCCUGGAGCGGCGGGCCGGCCGCUACGGGGUCGUUAUUCGCUCCCAGGAGAAAGAAAACUCUGAUCCGGAUUAUAUUCCCAUCAAUAGCCGUUUUAAAUGUGUGCAAGAGGCAGAAGAGACUCUGCUGAUUGAUAUAGCUACAAACACAGGCUGCAAGGUCAGGAUCCAGGGUGAGGCAGCACCAGAGCGGCUCUUCGAGAUCCCUGACGAGGAGCGCUGCUUGGGGUUCCUGUCAGAAGUGCAGAGCAUACAGGAAGCCCACCUGAAAGCAUCUCUUCCUGAACCUAAGGACUCAGCCAUUUGGCACCAGGUGGAGAAGAGCCUCACAGGUCUGUCUCCAGGAGCUCUGGGGUUUGAGGAUGACUUCAACACGCUGAGCCUAGAAGAGAAAAGGAACAUGCAGAACCACCAGACGGGAUCUCGACGGGAACCCCCACCUCCUCCUGUCCCUCACAAUAAGCAAUUUCAUAGAGAGAGAGAAGGUGCAUCCAGAGACCAGCCCAAGGUGACAAACACCAUGCGCAAGAUGUUUUUGCCCAGCACACAGUCGGGGCAGAGAGAGGGACUCAUCAAACAUGUGCUGGCCAAGAGGGAGAAGGCCUACAUCAACCUGCACAACUUCAGGUUCUUUGUGGGUACAUGGAAUGUGAAUGGGCAGUCUCCUGACAGCUUCUUGAGCCCAUGGCUGGUGUAUGACAUGGAGCCUCCUGACUUCUACUGCAUUGGGUUCCAGGAGCUGGACCUCAGCACGGAGGCUUUUUUCUACCUUGAUUCUACGAAGGAACAGGAGUGGCUGUCUGCUGUGGAGAGGUCCCUGCACCCUAAGGCCAAAUACAAGAAAGUGCAAAUGGUCCGCCUGGUUGGGAUGAUGUUGCUCAUAUUUGCUAAGAAGGAUCAUCUGAGCAAUAUCAGAGAGAUUGUGACAGAGUCUGUGGGCACAGGAGUCAUGGGAAAGAUGGGCAACAAGGGUGGUGUGGCCAUCAGGUUCAUGUUCUACAACACCACGUUCUGUGUUGUCAACUCCCACCUGGCUGCCCACGUGGAGGACUUUGAGCGUCGAAACCAGGACUACAAGGACAUCUGUGCCCGGAUGAGCUUCCUGAUCCCCAGCUCAGACUGCCUGUCUGAGCUCAACAUCAUGAAGCACGAUGUUGUUAUCUGGCUGGGAGACCUGAACUACAGGCUGUGUCUGCUGGAUGCCAGUGAAGUGAAGAAUCUCAUCGGCAAGAACGAACUUCAGAAACUGCUGACUUAUGACCAGCUGAAUAUUCAGCGCACUCAGAAGAAAGCAUUUGCAGAUUUCAUGGAGGGAGAUAUUAAAUUCAUCCCCACGUAUAAGUAUGACUCUAAAACAGAUCGCUGGGACUCCAGUGGUAAGUGUCGUGUGCCAGCGUGGUGCGAUCGGAUCCUUUGGAGAGGAGGGGACGUCAGUCAGCUCCGGUACUGCAGCCACAUGGAGCUCAAGACCAGUGACCACAAGCCUGUCAGCGCCCUGUUCCGCAUCGGGGUGAAGGUUGUGGAUGAGCAGAAGUAUCGGAAGCUGUUUGAAGAUAUUGUUCGUAUAAUGGACAGGAUGGAGAAUGACUUUCUUCCUUCACUAGAGCUGAGCAGGAGAGAGUUUGAGUUUGAGAACGUGAAGUUCCGUCAGCUGCAGAAACAGAAGUUCCAGAUUACCAAUAAUGGGCAAGUCACCUGUCACUUCUCCUUCAUCCCAAAGCUCAAUGACAGCCACUACUGCAAGCCAUGGCUUCGGGCUGAGCCUUGUGAAGGUUACCUGGAGCCAGAUGAGAGCACAGAGAUCUCCCUGGACGUAUACGUCAGCAAGGACUCAGUCACCCUGCUGAACUCUGGCGAGGAUAAAAUUGAGGAUAUUCUUGUCCUGCACCUGGACCGAGGGAAGGACUAUUUCCUGACCAUCAGUGGGACCUACCUGCCCAGCUGCUUUGGCACUUCGCUCGAGGCCUUGUGCCGGAUGAAGCGACCAAUCCGAGAAGUUCCAGUCACCAAACUCAUAGACCUGGAAGAAGACAGCUUCUUAGAAAAGGAGAAAUCCAUCCUGCAGAUGGGCUCCCUGGACAGUGAGGAAGCAAGUGAGGUGCCGCUGCAGGUGCCAAAGGAGAUCUGGCUCUUGGUGGACCACCUAUUCAAGCAUGCCCUCCACCAGGAGGACCUGUUCCAGACUCCAGGCAUGCAGGAAGAGCUGGAGCAGAUCAUUGACUGCCUGGACACCAGCAUUCCCGAGACAAUCCCGGGCAGUAAUCACUCUGUGGCUGAAGCUCUCCUCAUCUUCCUGGAGGCUCUGCCAGAGCCUGUGAUCUGCUAUGAGCUGUACCAGCGCUGCCUGGAGGGGUCCCACAGCAGCCGGCUGUGCCGACAGGUGAUCCUUCAGCUGCCGAGCUGCCACCGCAACGUGUUUCGGUACCUGAUGUCCUUCCUGCGGGAGCUGCUCAAGUACUCGGAGGACAACAACGUCAGUGCUACCAUGAUCGCUGCCCUGUUCUCCAGCCUCCUCCUGCGCCCUCCGCCCAACCUGAUGGCCAGGCAGAGCCAGCAGGAUCGCCAGCGUGCCAUCAACUUCCUCUACAGCUUCCUGCUCAGCGGGGACGAGGAGUGACUCGUGCCGUGUGCCAAAGGCGGGCCCGCGCUCCGGCCGGGCCUCUGACAGCUGCGAGGGGUAAAGGCUCGAAGCUCUCCAAGUGCCGUGUUUACAGUGGGAAGGGACAGUUCCCCCUCCUUGCCACGCCAUGCCCCACGCUGCAGAGGACCUGCACGCUCAUUGCACUGCCAUCCACCUCUGGAGCCUCCGGCUUGCCCUGGGAGCCAGGUGGAUCUGUCGAUACCCGAGCACUGUGCCAGCGCCCAUCGUCCCGUGGCAGUAUCACCGGUUCCCAGGUCACGCUUCUCUCUGUGUCACCUCCAUCUCCCAAGAGCUGCUGUGGAGGAAGGUGGGGAUGGCUGGUGCUCUUGGAGGCCGUGGCACUCUGCGUCCCUCCAGUGCCAGGUAUGUGUGCUGGCGUGUACAUCACCCCAGACUGCUGUGGGACGUGUGCCACCCUCUGCCACACAGCCGUGCCAGCCCCGAUGCCAUCACUGUGCUAUGGACCGUGCUGACCCAGGAAGGUUGUUUGGACGUUUGGCCUCUCCCCUUCAGCAUGGCCUUUCCCCUCUCCCCUCCCUCCCAGGACACAGGGCCUCAGCACACCAGUCUGUCCCUGCACCCCCCACUCUGCCCUCACUUUCCUCUCCCUUCCCUGCCCCAGCUUCCCCCAAGGACACAGGAUGGUGGGUGGCUCGCAGUGCCCAGGGUCAGGUAGAGCCAUGAGCUGCCCUCUGCUCCCCCUGGGCUGUCCUGUGCAUUUGGAGCAGGAUGGGACCCCUGUCCCUCUCGCCCAGCUUACAGUGUGGGGGUAGGACAGGCUGGGUCACCAGGUGCCUCUAGAUGGAGUCCGUUGUCUCCUUCCUGGGGUGCUAGCAGAGGGUGUGGGUUUUGGGGGAUUGAAAGGAGCCACAAAUGCUCCUCAGGGUCCAGAGAAGCAGCUGGGGGGGCUGUGCAUGGCAGCUGCUGUGCAAGGGUCACACAGCUGGUUGAGGAGACAGCCCUGGGGCUGGUGACUGAGGGUGCAAGAGUGGCCUGUCCCACUGAAACACUAAGGCCUGUGGGGCCAUGUGGCCUCAGGUGCGGGAGGCCAAAGCCAAGGGGAGGAGGUUGUGGUCACAGAGCCCCUGCUGGUGCCUGGGCUCAGCCCAGGGUAUCAUGUGGCCCUGUGGUCCCCAUGCACUGGCUGAGCUGCUGCAGGCUCCCCUCCCUUUUGCCUUUUUCUUAUCCUUAAAAUUUUUAAAUUACAUAAUUUAUUGGGAAACUGUUCGUUCCAAAUAAACCUUCAUUGUGCAAGGCCUGGGGGCUGUGCAGGGCACACCUGCCCUUCCUCAUGCAGUUCUGCACUGUCAUAGAGCCCUGCCUGGAGCUCCAGGCUCACUCUGGGGACACCUGAGGGCUGGGCUCUCCCCCAGCCACUUCAAGAGUGUGCUGGGCACAGCUGGAGACAGUGGCAGAAGGUCCCGUGCCACUGGCUCCUGCUGGUUGAGCUCCUGGGUGCGCCCCUGAUGUGCUGGCACUGCAGCGCAGUGCCCGUCCCACAGUGGGUGGUGGCAUGUGCCCCUCCAGGGUGGAGAUGGCGCUGGGUCCGGCCGGGUGCAGCAGGGUGCUGGUGCCCGUGUGUGGCACAGGGCUUUGGCAGCCCGGAGCAGCGAUGCCUGUGUGCCCAAGGCCCUGCUGGGCCAGCCAGGGCAGCGUGCUGGAGAAACCCGCACGUCCUGCUGCAGGAAAUGGCCGCCGGUGUCAUCUCCAUCUGCUUCCUGCCGGCUCCUUGGGAGCAGGGCUGUGCCUGGCAGCUGCUCCCGUGCUGUCACCGAGGUGACCAGCGCUAGGUGCCGGCAUUGUUCCCGCGGCCACCGCAUUCCUGCCACUGCCGGCGGAAAUGCCGGAGCGAGAGGGAAGCUCUGAUGCUCCCUGGGGAUGGGACAGACCCUGGGCCUGCCCGUGCUCCUCCUCAGGAGGGUGCAGGGAUCCUUGUGGGGGACCCUGGAGGAUGUUGGGGUGCAGCUCCGGGGGUCUCAUGCUUCAGCCCGCCAUGAACAUGGGCACUGAGGGAUGCUGGUGGUACCCAGGUGGUGGUGCUGGAGGAGCUGGUGCUGUCCCACAGCCACACUGAACAUCCCUUGCCAGCCCUAGGUGGGCAGUGAGCUCUCCUGUCCCCCCCGGGGACAUCCAGAGGUCCCCAAGGAGCGCAGGGCUCAGCGCUCUCCCUGUGCCCCUGGCAUCCCUCUUUCCUCGCUCAGUGAGCUGCAACCUGGCAGAGCCCAUCUUUGCCCUGCCAGGACAGACCCUGCUUGCACAGCAGGGGGGACAGGACCGCCCCGUGCCUCUGCCCAUGUCCCCAGCACUGCCCCUGUGCCCACUGCCCACUCUGCCCCCCUCCCGUUGCAGUACAGGAGCUCUGGCAGUGCCGUGGCACGCGAGGCACAGGGAGCACGGCCGAGCUCAGCAGCUCCCACCUGCCUGUGGGCAGCCAGCCAGGCCAGGAAGAGCCAGAGAUUCCUUAGGUCUCCCGGCCCAGAAGCCUUUUCCUCCUUCCAGGCUGGCCACAGCCCAGCCAGGAGGUGCUCCCUGGCCUCCUCCUUUCAGGCUGGUGCAGGAGGGCUGGGGUCAGGGCCCAGCUGUGCCGCCCCUGGCUGCAGCCCAAGCACUUGGGGCUGGGCAAUGCCUGGAGGACGUGGGACAUCUCUGCCUUGCUGCCAUGGCCACAGCAGUUCCUCCAAGGGUCUGCUGGGCCCCCACUGCCAGUCCUGGCCGUGCCCAGGCAGGGACCUCGCCACACCUCUUGGGCAAGGUACCUGCUGCUGCAGCUGGGGAGGCAGAGCACGGGCACAGAGGGGCAAUUUGAAGUGCAGGGGGAGAGCCCUCCCAGUUCAAACCAGUAGCAGCAGCACUGUAGGCUGGCAAUGGAGGAACAAUAACCCCCCAACAUCCCAGAGCUGGAGCUGGGGGCAGCUGCAGGGGGCUGUGCCUGGGGCACCGUGUCCUGCCCCAGGACAGGACUGGGCAGU
This is a messenger RNA of Melospiza georgiana, 5699 nucleotides long. RefSeq names its product OCRL inositol polyphosphate-5-phosphatase (gene OCRL). Gene Ontology annotation, biological process: phosphatidylinositol dephosphorylation; signal transduction. The record is from RefSeq and is a predicted model, not a curated record. The coding region runs from base 7 to 2706 and encodes 899 amino acids. Gene Ontology annotation, molecular function: phosphatidylinositol-4,5-bisphosphate 5-phosphatase activity; inositol phosphate phosphatase activity. Gene Ontology annotation, cellular component: membrane; cytoplasm. The transcript has 24 exons. NCBI's taxonomy places the organism in Eukaryota, Metazoa, Chordata, Aves, Passeriformes, Passerellidae.